AUGACUGCCUCACCAAACAUUCUAGUGAUCGGGGCGGGUGAAUUGGGAUUCCAAGUACUUCGAUUCCUAGUUGCACAUCCCCGCCAAACUGGCACGGUGGCCGUCUUACUGCGUCCAGGCAGCAUCAAUUCCUCCAGCCCCGCCAAACAGAAAGAGAUCGAGACUCUGCGUAAGCUGAGUCUCAAAUUAGUCCAGGGCGACAUUGUCGAAGACUCGGAACAAUCUCUCGUUUCAGUAUUCGCGGACUAUGGUACGAUCAUUAGCUGCACUGGGUUCGUGUCUGGACGGGGCGUUCAAUUGAAGGUCGCUCGGGCAGUAUUGGCAGCAAAUGUCCCGCGCUUUGUUCCCUGGCAAUUCGGGGUGGAUUAUGAUGUUAUUGGACGCGGAUCACCGCAAGAUCUGUUUGAUGAGCAACUGGAUGUUCGAGAUCUUCUCCGGUCGCAAAGACAGACCCGCUGGGCGAUCAUCUCCACGGGCAUGUUUACGAGCUUCUUGUUCGAGCCAUCUUUUGGUGUGGUUGACAUAGCGAAUGCAGUUGUUUAUGCACUGGGCAGCUUGGAGAAUCAGGUCACUGUCACCACGGCGGAGGAUAUUGGGAGGAUCACGGCGGAAAUUGUUUUGGGUGAAGAGAGCGACGCGCUUUUUGCCGAUCGGCCGAUAUUCGUCGGAGGAGAUACUGUGAGCUAUGAGGACGUGGCUCGCAUUGUGGAGUUGUUGGUGCAAAAGCCAGUAAAGCGAAAUGUCUUGUCUGUUGGUAAUGCACUAGCUGCCCUUGAAAAAGACCCGGAUAAUUGGUUACUUAAAUAUCAAGCAGUCUUUGGGCAGGGACGCGGUGUGGCGUGGGAUAUGGACCAGACGUGGAAUCGGCAGCGUGGAAUGCUCACUACAAGAGCCGAGGAAUGGGCUAGGGCAAACUUGCUGUGA
Molecule: messenger RNA, 924 nt
Organism: Penicillium daleae
Lineage: Eukaryota; Fungi; Ascomycota; Eurotiomycetes; Eurotiales; Aspergillaceae
Product: aromatic alcohol reductase
Exons: 1
Coding region: 1-924 (307 amino acids)
Molecular function (GO): oxidoreductase activity
Source: RefSeq, a predicted model, not a curated record